AUGUGUACUCGUGCUCAGAAUGUCGGCAUCAAGGCCAUGGAAAUCUAUUUCCCCAGCCAGUGCGUUGACCAAGCCGAGCUGGAAAAGUUCGACGGCGUGUCUACUGGAAAGUACACCAUCGGUCUUGGGCAGACAAAAAUGUCCUUCUGCGAUGACCGGGAAGACAUCUACUCCCUCGCUUUGACCGCCACAAAGUCGCUCCUUGAGAAGUACUCGAUCGACCCCACCUCAAUUGGCCGUCUCGAGGUUGGUACCGAGACAAUUAUCGACAAGUCCAAGUCUGUAAAGUCCGUCUUGAUGCAGCUUUUUGCACCAUCCGGAAACACCAACAUUGAGGGUGUCGAUACCAUCAAUGCAUGCUAUGGUGGUACCAACGCCCUUUUCAACGCCAUCAACUGGGUUGAGUCCUCCGCGUGGGACGGCCGCAACGCGAUUGUCGUUGCUGGUGACAUUGCGCUGUACAAGAAGGGCGCUGCCAGACCUACCGGUGGUGUUGGUUGUGUUGCUAUGCUUAUCGGCCCUGAUGCCCCUCUUGUCCUCGAGCCAGGAAAACGUGGUAGUUAUAUGGCGCACGCAUAUGACUUUUACAAGCCUGACUUCACAAGCGAGUACCCGGUUGUUGAUGGCCACUUCUCCAUCCGUUGCUACACCGAGGCUGUUGACGCUUGCUACAAGGCGUACAACAACCGGGAAGCAACCAUUGCCGCCGCUGCUGCAAAACACCAGGGUGUCGCCAAUGGCAAUGGCCACACUACUGUAAGUGAGGGCAUCGAGCGAUUCGAUUACAUGCUCUUCCACGCUCCUACCUGCAAGCUUGUCUCCAAGUCGUAUGCCCGCUUGCUGUAUAACGACUUCUUGGCCAGUCCGGAGGCUGAGCAGUUCAGCACCAUCCCCGCGGACCUCCGCGAACUCGACUACGAGCAAUCGCUAUCUGACCGCAACAUUGAGAAGACUUUCAUGGGUCUCGCCAAGAAGAGGUUCCAGGAACGUGUCCAGCCUGGUUUGACUGCGCCCACAAUGUGCGGUAACAUGUACACUGCCAGUGUCUACUCUGGACUUUGUUCUCUUUUGUCAAACGUUUCUUCCGAGGGUCUUCAGGGCAAGAGAAUCGGUCUCUUCUCCUACGGUUCAGGGUUGGCGGCUUCCCUGUUCUCCGUGAGAAUAAAUGGAAGCACACAGGAGAUCUCUGAGAAGCUUAACUUGCUGGAGAGACUCGAGCAGAGGAGAGUUGUUGAGCCACAGGUUUACGAUGAUAUGUGCAACCUCCGCCACAACGUUCACGGAAAAGGCAACUUCACUCCCGCCGGUUCAGCCGACACUAUCUCAAAGGGAGCCUACUACCUGAACAAGGUUGAUGAGCUCUACCGCAGGGAAUACAUCCGCAAGGAGUAA
Messenger RNA from Morchella importuna, 1392 nucleotides. RefSeq lists its product as uncharacterized. The record is from RefSeq and is a predicted model, not a curated record. NCBI's taxonomy places the organism in Eukaryota, Fungi, Ascomycota, Pezizomycetes, Pezizales, Morchellaceae. Gene Ontology annotation, molecular function: hydroxymethylglutaryl-CoA synthase activity. The coding region runs from base 1 to 1392 and encodes 463 amino acids. Gene Ontology annotation, biological process: ergosterol biosynthetic process; acetyl-CoA metabolic process. The transcript is spliced from 4 exons.